Messenger RNA from Prunus dulcis (almond), 2106 nucleotides. Its product is annotated as (-)-alpha-pinene synthase-like. NCBI's taxonomy places the organism in Eukaryota, Viridiplantae, Streptophyta, Magnoliopsida, Rosales, Rosaceae. The transcript is spliced from 6 exons. Bases 234 to 1553 code for a protein of 439 amino acids. Gene Ontology annotation, molecular function: terpene synthase activity; magnesium ion binding. The record is from RefSeq and is a predicted model, not a curated record. Gene Ontology annotation, biological process: diterpenoid biosynthetic process.
GAUUGGUAUGUAACCGGUUUAAUAGUUGUCAUACAACAUAAUGGAAUGGUAUUAAAUGUUAUCGAAAUGCAAUUUUUAGAGAAUUGACUUGAGAUAGCGCCACAAUAAUAUUCUCCACACAAGUAAGUUUUUCCCAAGCCUGUCAUGCAUUAAAUGUUAAGGCUGAUCAAUUUUUUCCAUAUAUACUUGCAGAGGUAAAAAGAUCUGACAGUUUUCCACCACAACUACAAAUCAUGGCUCUAGAAGCUGGUUCAACAGCUCAAUCACAAAAUUCUGAGGCUGAUCAAAUUGUUCGACGGACAGCAAAUUACCAACCGAGCAUUUGGGCGGAUCAGUUUAUGAAUUAUGAUUCAGAAGACACUAUAAAUUAUGCCCAUAAGCAAGAAGAAGUUGAUGAACUGAAACUAGUAGUGAGGAGGGAAGUGUUCACAACCAGUGGAGAUGAUUUUUCAAAUCAGAUGAAACUAAUUGAUGCAAUCCAGCGCCUCGGCGUGGCGUACCACUUCGAAAAGGAAAUAGAAGAAGCACUGGAACAUAUAUAUGCUGCAAAUCAUUUCCAUGAUGAUGAUGGUGAUGGUGACCUAUACAAUGUUUCCCUUGGUUUUCGGCUAUUAAGACAACAAGGACAUAAUGUUUCAUGCGGAAUAUUCAACAAGUUCAAAGAUAGUAAAAAUGGAGGCUUCAAGGAAAGCUUAAUUGCUGAUGUGCCGGGAAUGCUAAGCUUUUAUGAAGCAACGCAUCUGAGGGUGCAUGGAGAAGAUAUACUAGAAGAGGCUCUUGUUUUCACGACAAAACAUCUGGAGUCGGCAACAACCCAUGUAAGCUAUCAACUGGCAGAACAAAUAGCUCAAGCCCUAGAGAGACCUCUCCGAAAGAGUCUCGAGAGGUUAUGCGCCCGUCGGUUCAUGUCCAUCUACCAAGAUGAAGCUUCACAUAAUGAAGCUCUAUUAAAACUUGCCAAGUCAGAUUUCAAUCUUGUUCAGUCUUUGCAUAAACAGGAGCUCAGUGAGAUUAUUAGGUGGUGGAAAGAACUAGACUUCGGAAGGAAGCUGCCUUUUGCAAGAAACAGAAUUGUGGAGUUAUACUGCUGGAUUUUGGGGGUCUAUUUUGAGCCCCAAUACCUUGUUGGAAGAAAAUUUGUCACAAAAAUUAUUGCCCUGAUGUCUGUAAUGGAUGAUAUCUACGACGCGUUCGGUACAUUUGCAGAACUUGAGAUCUUUACCGAAGCAAUUCAUCAAAGAUGGCAUGCCAAUUGCAUGGAUGGACUGCCAGACUACAUGCAAAUAUUCUUCCAUACGCUUUUGAAUGUUUUCAAUGAAAUUGAGGAGGAGAUGGUGAAGGAAGGAAGAGCAUACCGAGCUCACUAUGCAAAAGAAGCUUGGAAAACUACUGCCAAGGCUUACUUUGAUGAGGCCAAAUGGUUCCACGAAGGAUGCAUCCCAAGCAUGGAGGAGUAUAUGCGUGUUGCUGCAACUUCUGCUGCUAGCUUCGCACUUUCAACUACAUCUUUAGUUGGCAUGGGAGAUAUUGUAACCAAGGAGUCCUUUGAGUAAUGGAUAUAGUCUUUUGUGUAGUUGAGUCUAACUCUUGGUAGGUACCAAGUUUCAGGGAUCCCACAGUGCACAUGCUUUUUAUUGGGUGAUUCGAGACUGGCGAAAGAGAGUUAGACAAGAUGACUAACAAAAGGGGAAUUAUGGGAUGAUUGAAAUGGGUGUUAGUUCAUAUAAAUAGGCAUUCGGGGGACCAAGUGGUAUAAGCAUGGUACGGGACGUGCAGGUUUGCUUGUCCAGUUAUAUGAAUUAACGGGAUUAGAAUUGAAGAGCAUUCAUGCAUCAUUAUUAUUAUUAUUAUUAAUGUGAUAUUUUGGUUGUGUGAUUGCAUGUCACAUAAUUUAGUUAUAUCAAUCUAUUGUGGUAAGGUCUCAUGUCCCUACUGAGCGGUGGUUGCUCAUCCCUCACCCUGUUUAAUUUUUAAGAUGAAUUAGUAGGUAAGAAAAGGAGUAAACCAGUUGAGGCCGAAUUAGAUGAGAGUAAUAGAGCUGUAUUUAUUUAUUGCAAAGUUGUAAGAUUUUGGGAGCUAUUUUUAUAAGAGAAGUUUAAUUUUAAA